Molecule: messenger RNA, 313 nt
Organism: Cylicocyclus nassatus
Lineage: Eukaryota; Metazoa; Nematoda; Chromadorea; Rhabditida; Strongylidae
Source: the annotation of a GenBank genome assembly
UAGAGCAUCUGAUCUCAUUCCAGAAAAGAUCAUGCUUCCGCUAAUCAAGUUGCUGAUGCUGAUGCUUCUGUUGCAAGUUACGGUAGAGGGGAGCAAAAUGUCUAAAUAUAUCGGGAGAUGCCUCGGGCAUCCGCUGGAUCAUCCAAAUGCUCACAGUGUCUGCUUUUCGGAAUGCAGAACUCAGAAGUGCAAGAAAGGCGCCUGCAGUGGACCUAAAACAGGCUUUCCUGACUGGCGUUGUAUAUGUUACAACUGUCCAUAGUUAUAGAACAAGCCAGGACGAAUUUUGGAAAGGUCAUCCUUGUUGAAAACG